AUGAAAAGAGCAUUUGGAGAUAAUCCCAGACCAGACGUUAAAAAAGCAAAACUUCACCAAGAUAAAGAACUUGUUCACAAUAAUGACAACAAUGAUAAAACUGGACUUGAUGUAGAAAUCCAUCCAUUAUUGAGGAACAUAGGAUCAACACAUAUACCAAAAUUACCAAAAAAUCAUAAUCCGCUACGACAAUCGGACCAAAAAUGGUUUGACCCACUUGCAUUAAACCCAUACCUCGAUCAAAGCGAUAUGGUUAUUAGUAAUAAAAAAUCCAGCCAUAUCCCACAACCGUUGCGUUUUAUCCCACGGGGGAAGUAUGUGGCCCAGGGAGAGAAAUUAAGAGAGAAAUUGAGAAUUGAACAUGAACAAACUCGAGAAUUGGAGGCAAUUAAACAACAAGGAUUAAUACCAGAUGAAACCAUUGGGGAACAAUUGUAUCAGCUUGAAGGGCAGCCAUUGAUUGAAUGGUGGGAUCGUCCAUAUUUGCGAGAUAACAACUAUACGCACAUAGAUGAUGAUUCACGGAAAAUCCUUGAUGAUGAAACCCAACCUGUGACUUCAUAUAUUCAACAUCCUGUAUUGAUCAAUCCCAUUUGGGAAACUGGAGACUUAAGCGCCCCAGUACAACCAGUGUAUUUAACAAAACAAGAGCAGAAAAGAAUACGAAGAAAUGAAAGACAAAUCAGACAACAAGAAAAGCAAGAUAGAAUUAAGUUAGGUUUGGAUCCACCGCCACCACCCAAAGUCAAAUUAUCCAAUUUGAUGAAUGUAUUGACUAAUGAAUCGAUUAAAGAUCCCACUGCAGUUGAAAAUAGGGUGAAGCGAGAAAUACAGCAACGUGUUGAUAAGCAUUUGGCACAGAAUGAAGCUCGAAAAUUGACUAAGGAACAAAAACAUGAAAAAUUAUGGAAUAAACAAGAAAAAGAUUUGGCCAAUGGCAUUCAUACUACAGUUUACAAAGUAGAAAAGUUGGUUAAUCCUAAACAUUUGUUCAAAAUCAAUAUCAGUGCCCAAGAAGAGAAUUUAGUAGGGGUUUGUUUGAAAAACCCUAAAUUUAAUUUAGUUAUUGUUGAAGGUGGAGAAAAAUCAGUUGGUCAUUAUAAGAAAUUGAUGAUGAAAAGAAUAAAAUGGACGGAGAAUGUAUCCCAAUCAGUGACUGGCAGUCCAACUGAAGAUUUAUCCAACAAUAAAUGUUCUCUAGUUUGGGAAGGUUCGUUGCCAGAAGUGCAUUUUCAGAAAUGGAGUAUGAUGUACUCCAGAGACGAUAAAGAGGCACUAGCGGUAUUAAAGAAGUUUGGUCUUGAAAACUAUUGGCGAUUAGCAAGCUCUUUAAACGAAUAG
Molecule: messenger RNA, 1341 nt
Organism: Candida dubliniensis CD36
Lineage: Eukaryota; Fungi; Ascomycota; Pichiomycetes; Serinales; Debaryomycetaceae
Gene: PRP3
Product: U4/U6-U5 snRNP complex subunit
Exons: 1
Coding region: 1-1341 (446 amino acids)
Biological process (GO): mRNA splicing, via spliceosome
Cellular component (GO): U4/U6 x U5 tri-snRNP complex
Source: RefSeq, a predicted model, not a curated record